This is a messenger RNA of Tinamus guttatus (white-throated tinamou), 7199 nucleotides long. The record is from RefSeq and is a predicted model, not a curated record. Lineage: Eukaryota; Metazoa; Chordata; Aves; Tinamiformes; Tinamidae.
CGGCGACCUGGCUGCGGUGCGACAGGCGCUGAAGAAGCACGGCCUCGACGAGCCGGACAAGGCGCAGCGGACAGCUCUGCAUCUUGCUUCCGCUAAUGGACAUUCGGAGGUUGUUUCAUACUUAGUAGAAAACAAGUGCAAGCUAAAUCUUUGUGACAGUGAUGACAGAACACCUUUGAUGAAGGCAGUGCAGUGCCAGCAAAAAGAAUGUGUUGCUAUUCUGCUGGCGCACGGUGCCAGCCCUGAUAUUGCCGAUGCUACUGGUAACACUGCGCUUCACCUGGCUGCCCUUGCUCCAAACACAUCUCUAGCAGGGCAGCUACUGGAGCAUAGUGCCCUUAUUGAUGCAAGAAAUGAGGAGGGAUGCACACCCCUUUCUCUUGCUGUGUCUGAGCAUCAGGAAGAGAUGGUGGAGUUUCUCCUUAAAAAAGGAGCUGAUGUGCAUGCUGGAGAUAAGUGUGCAAGGACUCCCCUUAUGACAGCUGCUUCUGGUGGGAAGUUGAAUUUAAUAAAACUUCUUCUUCGAUAUGGUGCUGAUGUAUCCCGUAAGGACAUAAAUGGAUGGACAGCUGAGGACUAUGCUGUUAUUCAUGGAUAUUCUAGUGUUGUCGAACACCUGGCAGAUAGCGCAGAUGUCGAAAACGCAGAAGCUUCUGCAGGAGGUACAAAAGGCUUGUCCAUGCUUAGCACUCCUCGCAAGGCAGGAGCUGCUGACUUUGUCUUGGGAGCACCUGCUCUGGACAGAGGAGGAAUGCAACACUCUCCCAACCAGACAACAAGAACAAGAGAAACAGGGAAAGGAAUAGAUGACUUUUCCCAUGGAGACUCGAUAAGAAGUUCUGAGAAAGAAGAUAGUUAUGACACUUGGCCUACUUCUGAAGAAGAAGAACUUGAUUUUAUUCCCAAGAAACCACCAAAGCCAAACCUGGCACUGCUAAUGAAUGCUUCUGAACAGCUGAGGAAAAACCAUGGUGAUGGUUCUAGAAUUGAAAGUCCUAAAUCACCAAAGGAGAACCUCAAACAAGUAACACCAUCAGACACAAACCUCAGCAAAGGAGUAUGUGAAGAACUGAAUCAAGAUGUUUCACAUGCAAGCAACCUGGAGGAGGAAGAGUCAGAGCAAGAGGAGGAGGGGGAAGAGGAGGAAGAAGAUGAAAAUGAUGAUGGUGAGAAUGUUGAAGAUGAUGAAGAGGAUGAGGAGGAAGAUCUUACUCCAGAUGAAAAUGAGGAGGAAGAUCUGGAAGAUGAAGAAGAAACUCAAUCUAAUGACAUAGAAGAGGAGCAGGGGAAAAAAACAGAAGCUAAGGGGGAAAUAAAUAAUGAAUUGGGGCAUUUCAGUAGUCUUCAUGAAGAGGAAGCUCAGUUUGGAAUGGGAAAUGUCUGUGAUGAAGAAUUUGAUGAGAAAAUGGAGGAACUGGACACUCCCGUGUCUUUUAUAGAUGGCUGUUUUGAAAAUGCACAAGAAAGUGUAAUGACUCUGUCUCCUCCAUUAAUGAAUAAUGAAAUAUGUUGCAAGUCAGUACCAAAAGAAGCACUGCUCCAGAAUCUAAAUAAUUCGCAGAAUGGAGAAGAAAGCUCAAAAAUUAAAUGUGUGAUUCAGGAAGAUUUUCCUAAAAAUACUGACUUGUGCUUUGCAGAUUCUGAAAUGACAGACCACAAAAAAGAGACAGCUUUGCCUCUCUCAGAGAGGUCUGGUCUUGGAAUCGGUGAUGUCUUUGAACGUAGUAAUAACUCUUGUGCAGAAGCAGAAAACCCAAGACUUGAAAGUACAAGGGAGAAUUCUGUGGUUCUUGAAUGCAUUGAUGCUAAAGAGGAGCAAUGUGAAGUAGAUGAUAAAGUCUGUGAAGCACUGAAACGAGAAAGUGAAAGCUUUAGCUUAAAUAGCUGUGAAGAAAAACUAAGAUCAGCAUUUUCCUCGAGCACCAAAGAAGAAUCGUCUGAAUGGGAAGAAAAGGAAGAGGAGGAUGGUGAAGAGGACCUGCAAGGUGCCAGUGCUGAAGGUGUGAAAAAUUUUGUUACUAAUGACAGUCCUCAAGUCCUGAAUCCUUCAGAAGACCAUACUGCUGUGAGAAAUGUUACAUUGCCAGAAGGAGCAGAGCAGGAGGAAGAUAGUGACUCUCCCUGGGAUUCCGAGGUGCUUUCGCCUGAAUCCGAAAGUCCAUCAGCCAGUGUGCUGCUUCUGCCUGUAGAAAGCCAUGGAACAUCCUUGCAGAGUAUUUCAAAGGAGCAAGACAAUGAUGAGUACUCAGAACCUACCUUUCAUGUGUCAUUCUCAGCUGAAAAAAGGGAAGCCAUCCUGGAUCCUAUCGAAAACUAUGAAAGGCAGGAUAAAUAUAUUUUAGAAACUAUCAACUUGAUAGAGAAAACAACAAAUGGAAAUCAGACUGGCAAAGCAGAAAUUUCAUAUCAGGAAACCCUAUCACAAAAUAAGGAUUUGCACAAUACUGACAAGCAAUUAAGUCCAGAACCUUGGGAAGAAAGAUACGAAAGAAUAUGGGUUGAAAAUGAGAAAAGGGAAUUGAAAAUGAGUUUUAAAAACAUUACAGCAGAGCUGAAGCAGAUAUUCGGUGAAGUUAAUGAAACUGAUAAAACUACUUCAUGUGUGGGAGAAAUGUCUGAGGAUGACUCCAAUGAAGAAUUGAAGAGUUUUCAUGCGGUUUCACCUUGUGUGUCAGAAACACGUAGUAAGAUAGAAAGUAAACAUGAAUUUGGAGAUAGGAAACUUGUGCUAGACCUAAAACAGCCCAAAAUCGGCAUCCCAGUUCAAAGUCCUGGUGUUCUUCCUGAUGAAAGUAACUUGAAAACAAACAUGGGAGAUACCUGCAGUAAAAAUGAAGAAGAUUGCAGUAAUGGUACAGAUAAUAUGGAAGUACCUAUGGCAAAAGGAGAGGGAAAGCAAAUACCUGCUGUGAAGAUGAAAGAGAUUGAGAAUGGAAGCAGUAGAAAUGUAAAAGCAAGUCCUGAAUACUCUCUGGGACGUUACUUAAAAACAUGCAUUUUGGAUGAUGUUAGUAGUGUUUUUCGUAAGGCAAGAACUGUUUCUACAAAUGAUGAAAAUUCACGUUGUAUUGUAACAGAAAGGCAAUUUAGAAAAGACUCCUGUGUUAAUGAUGUUGUUUCCAGAGACUACCUUCUCAAUAAUCCUAAAAUAGCAGAAACAGAAAUUGAACAUCUUUUUGAAAAUACUCAGCAGUCUUGUGGCAUACUGGAAAGGAAUCUGGAUAAAGAACUAGAGCAAGAUAUGGAAAGAUUUAAGAGUAAGGUAGGAAUGCUGCAAAUAGUAUUCCUGGCUUUGGAGAAAGAGAAGGUACAGCUGCAAAAAGAGGUUGAGGAGGAAAAAAGAAAGCAAGGAUGUUUUGAAAAGCAGAUGGUGGCAAAAGAAGACCACCUUGGGAAAUUAAACAUAUUGCCAGGCAAUGUUACUAAUCAGCAAAUGAAACAAAGGCUUCCUCCAGAAGAGGACAGUCUUAGAACAGAGAAUGAAGAAAUGGAAGAAAUAAAACCCAAAAAGAUUUUUUCAACCAAGAAGAGAUCAAAAUUAAUUGAAAUGCCAUUGAAGAGUGAAUCUGGCCAGGCAACAAAAGGAGCAAAGAAAAAUGGGAGCAAAAAACAGACUUCAAAGCAAAAGGCUAAUCAGCAGAUGAGUUCUUCCAGUGGAAUUCAUUUUCAAGAAUCAGAUAAUAGCACUUUCAGUGAAAUAUCCCAAGAUGAAGAAAGAUCUGCAACAAAAAGAGGGAAUAAAAGGAACAAGAUCAGCAUACAAAUGGAUGUCACUGACCUUGAUUUAACUCAGUCAUCUGACACAACUACAGAGGAUGCUGAAUUGCCAACGUCAGCCUACCAAGAAGCUAUGUUGCUGAUAAAACAGCUGAGUGUAAAUCACGCAGGUUCUGCUAGUUUGUUGAAAAUUCAAAACAUACUACUUGAAUAUGAGCGGACAAUAGAACAUGAAAAAAAUCGAUAUGCUGCACUCUGGAGAGAAGUAAAAAAAAUGGAAAGUGAAAAGGAGGAGUCACAAUUAAAAGCGGAAGAGACUCAAGAUUUGAAAUCCAUAUUGGCUCAUCAAGAAGUGGAAUGGAAAAAUGAUAUCCAAAGCCUUAAAUUUACUUUGAAACAAGAAGAGGAGAAGAGGCUCAGAGUAGAAAUGCAAUAUCAGAAAACCAGAGAACAGCUAAGAAGGAAAGAAGAUUACUACCGUAAAGAGAUGGAGGAGAAACAACAGAUUGAGUUACACUCAAGGAAUUUAGAAAUGGAGUUAAUAACCUUGAGAACGCUCUUGAAACAGGUUGAAGAAGAGCGUGAUGAAACACAGAGACAGCUUUCUCAAGAAAAGAGUGCCAGAGCCCUACAAGAGGGAAUUUUAAACAACCAUCUUUGGAGACAGAAGGAAAUAGAAGAAGAAUCAAGAACUAUAGCAAAAGAUUCAGAGGUAUCUGACAGCAAUGAGCGAGAAAAGGAUCUCCUGUACAAAAAUCAAUUACUGCAAGAUGAAAUAUCUGUACUUAGGCGAGAAGUUGAUCAAUUAAGACUUACGAACCAGGAAGAAGAAGCAAAAUAUAUAGAGGAAAAUGAAACUUUGAAGGAAAAAAAUGAAGAUCUUAAAAAGGAACUCAAACUAAAUGAGGAAGCUUUAACACAAACUGUUCUUCAAUGCAACACACAGCUGAACUUACUGAAGACAGAAUCGGCAGUACUGACUUCCCAACUGAAGCAGACAAAAGAAAGCAAAGAUAGACUAGAGACAGAGGUGGAAUCAUUCCGCUCCCGCUUGAAUUCAGUUGUUCAAGAACUUGAACGUCAUCAGGCAUCAAGAAAUGAUAUCGAGCGAGUGUUUCAGAGAGAACGUGAUGAGUGGCUUCGUUUGCAGGACAAGCUCCAUCGUGAUCUCUCCGAUACGCGAGAAACCAUCAAGAACUUGUCUCAGCAGCUGGCUGAAGUUGAGAGCAAAGCCAGCAAUCAAGAGAAUGAGAUUCACCAAUUGAAAGAAACGCUAAGAGAAAAAACAUUUCUUUUAGAAAUGACACAGAAAGAAUUAAGUCAGGCCCAAUGUCAAGCGAAGGAAUGUGAUCAGGCCCGACAGCUUGAAAAAGAUCAAGUAAGCAAAUAUAUGAUAAGACAGGAAUCUAUGCAAGAACGGUUGGCUCAGCUUCAAAGUGAAAACCUUCUACUCCGUCAGCAACUAGAAGAUGUGCAGAAUAAAGGUAUCAUCAAAGAAAAAGUAGUGAAUGAUGUCCAGGACAGAUUUAAUGAUAUUUUCAAUAGACUCAGAGCUGACACUGAGAAGCAAGCUUACCAGAUGGAGGAGAGAAACAAGGAAUUAAAUGCCAAAUGUGCUGACUUAAGAGAACAAAUCUUUAAAUACGAGACGGACAAAGUAGAAAGAGAGGGUACUGUCAGACAGCUGCAGCAGGAGCUUGCCAAUGCUCUUAAGAAGCAGUCCAUGUCAGAAGCUUCACUGGAAGUUACCGCACGUUAUCGCAGUGACCUGGAGGAAGAGAAACUGCGGUUGCAAAAGGAGUUGGAUAGGAUUAAAGGCAAGUUGCAGGAUUUGGAAGAACAGCAUAUUCAGUCUGAGCAUUGUGUUCGUGAUAUGAAGACUGCCUUAGAAAAUAAGGAAAGGGAAGCAAUAACUUCUUCACAAAAAAUUCAGGACCUUCUGGAAGCUUCUAUGAGAACCAAUACCACUAUAAAACAACUGGAAGAACACGUGCAACGGCUUGAAAUUGAAAAUGCCAGAUUAGAAGCCACAGCCAAACAACAGACCAAUAGGAUUGAGGUUCUUCAGAAAGACCUGCAAGCCUCUGCCUCAAUGCAAAAGCAGAGUGUGUUAUUUGUGACGGCAAAAGAGCUGCACGGUACCUGGGAGGAAGAACGGAAAUGCAGAUCCCAACUUGAAGAACGCCUUGCUCAGCUUGAAAGGGAAAAGGCUGAGAUCUUGGAACAGUGUGAGACUGAAAGAAAGGAAGUGAAAAAACUGAUAGAAUUGAAAGGGUCAUUAGAAGUCCGUCUGGGCCAAGAAAUGAAACGAAACACUGAACUGCAGAAAGAAUGCCACAGGGUCAAGAAGCUUUUGAAAACAAAUAUGAAGAAACUGAAGGUUUAUGAGAUGCGAGAGAGUGAGUCCCAGCUUAGUUCUCAGGGAGAAAUGAAGAACAGGUAUUCUGAAAUGGGCACUGAAGUCAGUAGAUUAAGAACAAAGGUUGCUGAACUUUCCGAACAGCUGGAGACAGAGUCUAAAAAAUGCAUGCAGCUAGAAGCAAGAAAUCAGGAUCUAGGAGAUGAAUUGUCUUCUAUGCGUGCGAAUCAGGAAAAAUUGGAGAAAAGCAAAUGCCGUCUGAAAGAAGAGGUGUCCAACCUCAAAUAUCAUUUAGAGAAUAAUAUAGUAGAUCACAACCGAAUAGAACAGUAUAAAAAAGAGAUUGAUGAACGAGCAGAACGAGAGUUAAGACAAAAACUACAAGAAGUUAAUCUGUUUCUGCAGGCGCAGGCAGCUUCCCAAGACAGAUUAGAACAAAUAAGAGCCGGUCAUCAUGCUUCACUGAGAAACCAGCUAAAGCAGAGAAUUGGAGAUCUGGAAUCAGAACUGGAUAGAAUAAAAAAUAUAGAAAAAGACAAUACUUUUCAAAAAGAAUCCGCACAGGCAGAAGUGGGAAAGUACAAAGAACUCUAUUUGGAAGAGGUGAAAAAUAGAAGAUGCCUAGAAAACAAACUGGAAAGAGCUAAUGAAAGACUAGCAGAAGCCAAUGCUAAACUCUUUAGCGAGCGCCAUAGAAGCAGAUCUUUAAUUGCAAGCAGCAUUGUGAGUGGAGGGGGUCUGACUGCUAGUCCAGUCCUGUAUUCAACUCAGCUGGGACAUCUCGGCAACAAUUUGGCACUGAAUAGAAGUCUUAGUCUUGGAGGAAGCUUCAUGAGCCCAAUGGAGAAUGCUUUAUUGUCAAGAAAUAGAGUUGAAGCCUAUGUGGCUAAGGUACGACGAGAACUGGAUGAAAAAAUCACUAAAGAGCUUGACCAAGCCACUGCUGAACUUGAGACUGCAUCUGCUGGAGUUUCCCCCAUGGCAUCUAUUGAUGGAUCUCCAAGGAAUGUAAAUGCAGACCAGGAUCCCCUUUCAAGGGCAAUACAGGAAUACCGUGAUGUUUUAACCAAAAAUUAUUUGAUUUGAAUGACUUCUAGAGAACGACUGCGUAAAAUAUAUGGUU